This is a messenger RNA of Prunus persica (peach), 1061 nucleotides long. RefSeq names its product two-component response regulator ORR10. Lineage: Eukaryota; Viridiplantae; Streptophyta; Magnoliopsida; Rosales; Rosaceae. The transcript has 5 exons. Gene Ontology annotation, biological process: phosphorelay signal transduction system; cytokinin-activated signaling pathway. The record is from RefSeq and is a predicted model, not a curated record. Bases 325 to 882 code for a protein of 185 amino acids.
AAAUGGUCGUUCUGAAAGGUCAAAUGGAAUAUAAUGAACAAGUCCACAUUUUAAACAGUAAAAAACAGCACCUUCUUUGCUUCUUCACUAAUUCAAAAAUCAACCAAGAAGAUCCUCCAGAUUCUGGACGAAAUCUGUCGGAUCUUUCUUUCCAAACUGUCAGAUUUUCAAGAGGAUUUUCUGUAUCUCUCUGACUCCGAUGGCUUCCCAUUUAAAACCCACCCACCCUUUCUUCCCUUUCAUCAUCUUCUGCUCUUCUUCUUUUUCUUCCUCCUCCUCUGUUCCUGGUGUUAUUGCUUUUGAUAUUACAAGAGUUCAUCAAUCAUGGGUUUGUCUGCAGAGGCCCAAUUUCAUGUUCUGGCUGUUGAUGAUAGCGUUAUUGAUAGAAAGUUGAUUGAGAGACUUCUCAAGACUUCUUCAUACCAAGUUACUGCUGUUGAUUCUGGAAGUAAGGCUUUGGAAUUUUUGGGUUUGCAUGAUCAAGAUGAUCAAAUUGAUGCAGAUAUUCCCUCUCUGUCCCCAGAUAAUCAUCAACAGGAUGUAGAAGUAAAUUUGAUCAUUACAGAUUACUGUAUGCCAGGAAUGACAGGCUAUGAUCUUCUCAGAAAGAUUAAGGAAUCUCAUGUUCUUAAAGACAUACCAGUUGUUAUUAUGUCCUCAGAGAAUGAGCCAUCAAGGAUCAACAGAUGCUUGGAGGAAGGAGCAGAAGAGUUCUUUCUAAAACCAGUGCAAUUGUCAGAUGUGAACAAGCUUAAACCCCACAUGUUGAAGGGUAGGGCUAUGGAAGACCAAUCCAACAACAACAAGAGAAAGGUCAUGGAACAAACACAAACACCAGAGAGAACAAGAACAAAGUAUAAUGAUUUGGAAGUGACUUCAUGAUCAAUUGAUGUUGUUACUUUUUUUUUUUCAAGUAUAAUGUAGGACACUCAUCGACUUACAGAGGAUCGAUUGUCAACCGUUGAUAUAUGUGAAUCUCACCGUAGAUCAAACAUACAUCAGCUUCUAACAGUUGAAAAACCAAGCUUGUCACUAUAAUAUACCCAGAAGAUUUCUCUAUA